GCUACCCGAAGGGCUACCACAGGCGGCGGGGCGGGCGCGCCGCGCGCCAUGAGCCACCGGGUGCUGGCGGAGGCAGGCCCGCUGGCAGGUAAGGCGGUAAGCGCUCCGGGUUUCGGAGGUUGGUUUGGGGCGAUACCAGCAGGUGGCACGGUGCCGGCUUCCUGCCUGUUCAUGGGCCAAGGAGGGUAAAGGUAAAAUUCGACAAGGCCACGCGGCCUGCCCCGGCGGUAAAACUCAUCAGGUUCCAGACCCAGAGCUCGGUUUUAGUUUCCGUUGCAUGUAGACUUAAUGGUUAUCACACUAGGUGUGAUAACUGUUUGCAUGGUUUGUUUCCCAAUUCAUUAUGAAGAUAAAAAGAUUUUUGUUUUUAAAAUUUGGGGAUGGGAACCUUUAGAUUAUUAAAUUGAAAAUAAAUAAUUGGACAUAUUUUGGAAUAAAAUGCUUUCAAUUUUCUGACUCCCACCUGGCACAGAGCCCAGGGUGUUUGAUCAGUUGGAGGCAGGGGCCACAGAGGAGGAAGCUCUCUUAACCUCCUGGCCUCCUCAGAAGAGAUCUUCGAACUCUUAAGUCUUGAAGCUGGAUGGUUCAAGAUAAACUGCUUUCCCCUCCCAGGAGGACUCCAGAGCUGUGGUGAGGAGGCGUGGGAGGUGCUUCCCCAGGCCUCCCAGCACUGGGGUCUCAGCCUUUCAAGAUUGGGACCCUGCUGUAGGAUGGUGGGGGUCACCAUCCUCUGUACACAGGGCUGCAGCCUCAGCCGUCCUCUAACAUCCCCUUCCCCACCCUACAGAGUAGAACUGUGUUCCUUAGGGUAGUUCUGUCCCUAUUCCCUGAGAAAAACCUUAUGUUGUGAAAUGGAAAUACUAAGAUCCAGUUAGCAUCCUAGAACAUCUCGAGGCGGGGAUGAUAACAGUGAAUGAAGUGCCUUAAAAGUGUUUAUCAGAGUGCCAUAGUUAAGCUGAUUUUAGAUUCAGCUCGAUACUCCAUUCAUGAAGCAGCUGUUUAGUGCCCAGUGUGUGCCAGGGACACAGCCACUUACCUCAUGGUAUUCACGCUCAUCCAGAUUCCUUUGAGUUGACUCAUAUUGAUCGUUGGCCUCUUUACCUUUCCUCCAAUGAUUUCUGGAAUCCUGCCCCAGGAGGCUCCUCUUUGCCCAGAAUAAUAAAGGCACAGUGUCCACCAGACUUCAGGGUGUAUUUCUGAAACUUCCCCUCUGUCUUUGUCGUCUAGUGCUGCUAUAGCAGAAAUACCUCAAAUGGAUGGCUUUAACAAACAAAUUCUCACACAGUCUAAUAGGCUAGAAGUCCAAAUUCAGGGUGCCAGCUCCAAGGCAAGGCCUCUCUCUUUCGGCCCUGGAGGAAGGUCCUUAUCAUCAAUCUUCCCUUGGUCUAGGAGCUUCUCCCUGCAGGAAGCCCAGGUCCAAAGGAUGAUCUCUGCUCCCAGCACUGCUUUCUUGGUGGUAUGAGGUCCCCAUGUCUCUCUGUUCACUUUUCCCUUUUAUAUCUCAAAAGAGAUUGAGUCCUGCCUCAUUAACAUAACUGCCACUAAUCCCAUCCCAUCAACAUCAUAGAGGUAGGAUUUACAACACAUAGGAGAAUCACAUCAGAUGACAAAAUGGUGGACAGUCACACCACACUGGGAAUCAUGGCCUAGCCAAACUGACACACGUAUUUUGGGGGACACUGUUCAAUCCAUAACACCUUCUGAACCAACUUAGGGGAUCUCAUUUCUGGAAGUUUUAAUUGUUCGUUUCUUACACAUAACUGUAUAUGUCUAAAGAAAAAAAAAAUAUAUGUCUAGGUAGUUAAUAAUGGCCUCUUCUUUAUAAGUCAUAGGUUCCAAAAGAGUCUGUUGGCCUUCGAGACUCUGUUCUGUUCCUGGGGCAUUGUUUGCAUUGACCACCCAGAGACUUCCGAGGUCAUCAGAGGCAUGCUUCUUACAUAAACGAUGGUGUUUAUGAAGCCUUUGGCUUCUCCCCUUGGGUCAGGAGGCCAGAACAGGUGACCAGAGCCAGCAACUGCUGUGUCCCUGAGGGCUGGCCCCAUCUGUGCUGUUUUCCCAGCCUCCCCAGCACCAGGUCCUGUGCCGGCCACUUGGGGGCACUCUCUGCUGGUGGCAGAGUGAAUGAUGGACCCAGAGGAGCUUGUAAGAACUUCUGUCCUUAAACGGGAGUCACUGGGUAGUGCAAAUGGUUAAUGCACUCGCUACUAACCAAAAGGUUGGAGGCCCAUGUCCACCCAGAGGUGCCUCAGAAGAAAGGCCUGGCAAUCUACUUCUGAGAAAUCAGCUACUAAAAACCCUAUGGAGCACACUUCUACUCUGACACACGUGGGGUCUCCAUGAGUUGAAAUCUACUCCAUGGCAAUUGGCUUUUACUGUUUUAUCCUUAGACAAGUGUGUUCCAGAGCACCCCAAGCUGUCCCCAUUAGAGGUUCUUCUUACACUUCUGGUCCUUAGAUGUUUGUCACAGCAGAGUCCAAAAACUUGUCUUUAUUCAACCCUCAAGCGAAGAAGCUGAGGCCACUUCCUUCUCCCACAAUGACAGAGGACAUGCUGCCUGAGAAAAAAGACCAGCAGAGAGGAAUUGAGCACUUUGAUGAAGUACAACAUGAAACAGCACAAUAAGCUGGUGAUGAUGUAAAACAACGACAGCAAACUCUGCUAACCAUCCUUUCAGAAGAGGUCAGACCCCAGAUUUGGGGGACACAACCUUUGCUGGCCCUCCACAGGUGUCCUCACCCCAUGGGGCAGAGGACAAAGAGAUGCUUGGUCUUUGCCCAGAGUGGAAUGACAGGGCUGACAUCAAAUCAGGCUAUAGGUUUGAUUUUAAUUUUAAUGAAAACUUCUCUGUCUGUGGAGGUUUGUGUGUUGCUCUGAUGCUGAACAGGUUUCAGUGAAGCUUCCAGACUAAGAUAGAUUAGGAAGGAAGGCCUGGUUAUCUCCUUUUGAAAAUGAGCCCAUGAAAACCCUAUGAAUUACAACGGUCUAAUCUGUGACUGAUCAUGGGGAUGGCACAGGACAAAGCAGCAUUUCAUUCCACUGUGUGUGGGGUCCCCAUGAGUCGGGAGCCGACUCCACAGUCCCCAGAGACAGGUUGCAGCCUCUUAGGGUUUUUGUGUUUUGUACUCAGUGGCCUUGUCCUCUCCAGGCUUUUCCCUCUUUACACUGUGGUUCUCAAACUAUGUGGGGAAGAAAUACCUUGAGCAGAAUACAGAGGAGAAAGAAUAUGUCCUUUUCUGAUCCAAGUUCAUUUUUAUCCUUUCCUGUCUCAACAAAAGCGUAUUGGACUGUACGCACCACCCUGCUCCAUGGGGUGAAGAGAAAACCUUCUGGACUCCUCUCUGCCGAAGGCUGCCAGGCCCUGUGGAGUUGAAAAGAGUUCCGGAUGUUUCCUUCACUCUUAGUAUGUUCGGUUCAGAGAUAGCAUUUACCAACAGGCACCUGUCUACCUUCUCCUUUUAAAAAAAGAAAAAUUCAAAACUGUAGAACCAAAAACCCACUGUCAUUGAGCUGAUUCCCCCUCACAUUGCCAUUGACUGAAUUCCAGCUAACGGAGACCCUAUAGGACAGUAGAACUGCCCCAUAGGGUUUCCAAGGCUAUAAUCCUUACAGAAGGAGACUGCUACCUCUUUCUCCCAAGGAGCAGCUGGUGAGUUCAAACCACUGACCUGUCAGUUAGCAGCCAAGUACUUUAACCGCUGCGCCAGAGGGGUGGGCAAAUCUGGCCCACAUCUUAUUUUUGUAAAUAAAGUUUUAUUGGCAUACAGUCAUGCCUAUUCACUGACACAUCAUCUGUUACUGCUUUAGCACCACAGCAGCAGAGCUGAGUGAGUAGUUGUGACAGCGAUCUUAUAACCUGCAGAGCUGAAAAUAUUUACUCCCUGGCCCUUUACAGAAAAUGCUUGCUGAGCCCUGGAGUAGAAGGUCCGCAGAGGGUAACCAAGAUAUUUUGAUGACAUGGCUUUCCCUUUGGCCAGUUUAAAUGGACAGCUUAGCAGACACCCAGACACCCAUGCAAUUUAAGACAACACUUUUAAAGUGGGUGGGGGACCAGUGGAACCUUUGGGAUCUUAUUUGGAAUUAAUAUAUGAUCACCUUGUUCUUGUUUGUUUUAAAACAUUUUGUUCACUGGAAUGGAACCAGAUGUAGUAUAUUCACACAACAGGAUAUUUAGUCAGCUAUAAAAGGAAAAUGAAGUUCUGACUCAUGCUACCACAUGGAUGAAACUUGAAAACAUUACGCCCAGUGAAAUAAGGCAGACACAAAAGGACAAAUUGCGUGAUUUAAUGUACAUGAAAUGUUCAGAGUUGGUAAAUCUGUAGAGACAAAAAGCAGAGUGGUGGUUGCCGGGGUCUGGGGAAGGGGAAGUGGUGAGUGGCUACUUAAUGGGCACUGGGUCUCCUUUUAGAGUGGUGAAAAAUUUGGAACUAGAGCAGAGUGGUGGCUAUAAGACAUUGUAAAUGCACCAAAUGCCAUUGAAUUGUUCACUUUAAAAUGGUUAAUUUGAUAUUAUGUGAAUUCACCUCAGUUUUUAAAAAAGAAAACUCAGCCAUGUGGUCCCCCGUGGCCGUGCGGCUCCCUUGGCUGUGUGGCUCCCCUCCCCAUGGCAGUGCUGACAGUGGCACUUUCCCACUGCUGAAUGUGGCCUCUCAUGUUCACUUUCUGGUUAGGGGUCGCUGUUUUGAAAUUCAAGAAUCCUCCUGUGAACAGCCUCAGCCUGGGGAUGCUGAUGGAGCUGGUCAUCAGCCUGGAGAAGCUGGAGAACAAUAAGGCCAUCCGUGGCAUUGUCAUCACAUCUGAAAGGCCCGGCAUCUUCGCCACCAGCCUGGACCUGAUGGAAAUGUGUGGCCAGAACCCAGCCCACUACGCCGAGUACUGGAAGGCCGUGCAGGAGCUGUGGCUGCGGCUCUACCAGUCCAACAAGGUGCUGGUGGCUGCCAUCAACUUGAGUGGAGCCUACCCCACAGGAGAGUGCCUGAUCCCCCUGACCUGUGACUACCGAGUCAUGGCCGACAACCCCAAAUAUACCAUCGGGCUGAAAGAGACCCUGGUGGGCAUCGUCGCCCCUUUCUGGUUCAAGGACACACUGGUGAACACCUUCAGGCACCGCUCCGCGGAGUGCACCCUGCAGCUGGGGAUGCUCUUUCUGCCCACUGAGGCACUCCAGGUGGGCAUAGUGGACCAGGUGGUACCCAAGGAGCAGGUGCAGAGCACAGCCCUGUCUGUCAUGGCCCAGUGGAUGGCCAUCCCAGAUCAUGCUCAGCAGCUGACCAAGAGCAUGAUGUGGAAGCUGACCGUGGACCACCUGGUAAGCAGAGAUGCUGACAUCCAGUUCUUCGUCUUCACCUCCCGAGACUCCAUCCAGAAGGCCAUGUAGACAUACCUACAGAAGCUCAGACAAAAGAAAGGUUAA
This is a messenger RNA of Loxodonta africana (African savanna elephant), 5410 nucleotides long. RefSeq names its product enoyl-CoA delta isomerase 1 (gene ECI1). The record is from RefSeq and is a predicted model, not a curated record. Gene Ontology annotation, cellular component: mitochondrion. Gene Ontology annotation, biological process: fatty acid beta-oxidation. Gene Ontology annotation, molecular function: delta(3)-delta(2)-enoyl-CoA isomerase activity. Lineage: Eukaryota; Metazoa; Chordata; Mammalia; Proboscidea; Elephantidae.